Messenger RNA from Acanthoscelides obtectus, 3013 nucleotides. Lineage: Eukaryota; Metazoa; Arthropoda; Insecta; Coleoptera; Chrysomelidae. The record is from the annotation of a GenBank genome assembly.
GUAUUCUGUAUGAUCUGCUGACUACUAUUUUUGGUUGAUUCUUAGCUGGAAAACAUACUUCUCACACUUGCUACCUCCUCGGUUCUUAGCUGAUCAUGACACUGUCAAAAAAUUAGGUGAACAUUUUCACCAAGCAUUUUUUGUGCUCGUCAAAAGAUGUAUCGUACACACAUUGACGAUGAAUGGUCGUCAGUAAAAAAAAUUGUUCAGUGAAGAGUCACAUGGCUGCUGGAGCUAUAGAGGUGCAAGACAAUGAGUCAUCUCAUAGUAGCUUGAUAAGCGAUACAUUGAUAGAACAGCUCCAAGGAACUCGUAAUAUCAAUCAUAAUCAACUACUUGAUACAGUGCAGGCUAUAAAAUCAGAUCACAUUUUAUGUAAGUAUUCUGAUAUAACAAAAAUACAAAUCCAAAGAAAAUAUUAACUAUAUUACGCUUUCACUCCCAAAGCUUCACAGAAAGAAGAUCGGAAUAAUUCACAUAAAAAAUCUGUCGAAUUUGAGAGUCGUCGCCAAAUAGAAGAGCGUUCUAGUGAUAAAAAGGAAGCGUCACAAGAUAAAAACGUAGGAGACAAGAAACAACUAGGUGCUGAGAUAUCCGAGAAACCGGAUAAAGUAAAACCUUAUUCCAGCAUAUUGAAACCUGAAGGGUCGAGGAUAAGCGAAGAACAAAAUCAGAAACAAGUGGAUAUAGUGACAUCUCAAGCGGCGAACAAAGUUCAAGGACCUUCUAAUAUAUGGACAAACGAACAAAAUCAAAAACAAGUGGUUAUAGAGAUAUCUCAAGCGGCGAACAAAGUUCAAGGAUCUUCUAAUAUAUGGACAACCGCACAAAACCAAAAACAAGUGGAUACUGUAAAAUCUCAGGAUCCAGAUAUACCACAACAAAAUUCCACCAUAUUGAAGGCAAAUCGGGAUAUCAGUGAAAACCUCGUCGAACAAUCUGAAAAAUUGCGAAACGUAAUAGAUUAUAGUGAUUCGAAACAACUGGUUGAUUCAAGUGAAGUUGGUAUCACAGAACUUCCUCAAACUAUGGAUAGAUCUCAAAGUUCUUACUCACGUUUCGAUCAAGAUGACGAGUUGCCUACAAAAGAAGAUACCAGAACGUCUAACUACCGGCGACAGAGUUUGGAUGCCUUUCAAACAGGGCAUUCUUCUGGCGGUUUUGACCAGUUCAGAGAUGAAAUUGACCAAAAUUCGUCAAGGAGAUCAUCCAAGAAUGGACAAGCAAGAAGCUCAGUGGAAAAUGUAAUUGAUGCAGAAGGACAUUAUAGUGGUGAUCACAGACAUGGGAAACCAGAAUACCAAACACAAUAUGAUGAAGAAUGUCAUGGCAGAUGUAGACAUCAGACGAUACAGACUUGCCCAGGAUCGAUUCUGAAAAAUAUACCUCAUUCAUCUGAGAGAAGUUUCGAUUAUAAUCAGAGUUACAAAGGACGUCGAGAGAGGCAAUGUCCCUUUUCGGAACAAACCACCACAGCACCAACGUCUGGGUAUUCCAUCUAUAAUGUACCUAGUGAUUGUCAGAAGGUUACCUUGACCAGCAACAAGAAACUUCAAACUUCCGAGGAAAAUCUAUCUAAAAACAAUAUACGAUAUUACUGUACGAAUAGUGCCCGACCGAAGAGCAGUCAAACCGUUGAUUUACAAGAUAGCAGAGGGGAUACUAAUAUCAGAGAAUCUCCAGAGCCAGCAUAUCCAAAAUGUAGAUGUUGUCCUGUAAAUAGAGAAACAGAAAAAUCUGAGUAUCAAUAUUCUAAGGUUGCUCUUUCAGAAUAUAACCAGCCUCAAUCAGGAUGUUCUUGUCCGGAAGACAGGUCAGAACCAUAUUUCGAUAAAGUUGAUAGCGAUUACCAAGAUGCACCAGCAGAAUGUAGAUGUUGCUCAACAAUUCGUUCCAAACCAAUGCAGAAAUGUAAAUAUCAACAACCAAAGGUUCCAGGUAGUACAGAAGCGGAGGGACGUAGAUAUUGUGUUCCAGAUAGCUAUUCAAAUGAACCAGAAAGACCCGAAUGUUGUUCGUCAUGUCCUGGAUACACUUCCAAACGGAGGACAAGUAGAAGCAUAACGUGCAAUCCAUCCUUGACACCAAGAAGUAUCCAGUGCUCCCCAAGGUACCAUCCAUCAGAGGUUGGAGACAUUGAUCAGAAUGUGAUACCACUAUUACCUCCUUCACCGAGAAGGCAGAAUAGAAGAUGUAAUCGCCAACCUGUUCCAUGUAGAAGGAUGCCUCCAGUAGAACCACCUCCUUGGUGUAGUCCAGACUGUCGAAAACCCAAGUCAAAACCAAAACGAAAAUGUAUAUGCAGCUGUUGCUGUCGUGGAGAACUCGCACCUCCACCACCGCCUCUGCCUGAAUUCUUCUAUUGUCUCGAAGAAGAAGGUGAAGAUAUCUACGGAGAGUCUUCAGAUAUUAGCGAUGACGACUGUUUCUGCGAUGACCUUAGCAGUCCGGUGGGUCUCAGUUAUCAGGACAAUGAGGAAUAUCAGGAGCUGCUAAUGGAACUGGAAGAAGCUUUGGCAUGUCGCAAUCGCAACAGAGUUCGUCGGGCGAUCCAAGAAUUUGAACAUCGAAGCAGGCUCAAUAAGCCAUUGGAACGACCAAUCAUUGAUUACGAUGAGACUAGUAGGAGUGAGGAACCUCUGAUUGAGAAGUUAUCCCAGUUGAGGAACUCCAGGAAAAAUGGUCGUCAAAGGGAGAGGCUUGGUUGUUCAAGAAGGAGCCAAAGUAGAGGAGAGAAGGAGUAUCAACAAGAGGAGUACUCUAGACCGCUCUCAAGCAAAGGGCAGUACCGAACAGCAUCUAAGACAGAAGAACCGCGAAGGUCCAAGUGGAAGAUGGACGAAACAGGAGAGUGGUACAAAAGCCCUCGUUCUCUGAAGCGAAGCUCAAGAUCGUCAUCACCAAGAAAAGGUUAUCAUGAUGAUAUGUGCGCAUGUUGUGUGUGUAAGGUGUACAAUAGGACAAAAUAAAUUACUCUCUAUGAGCAACCUUUGUUCUUCUUAUAAGUGCAGCC